AUGAAUAACUAUGGCCUGUUGUGUAUCAUCUACCUCACCUUCGGAGCCUUCUUCUACGGCUAUGACUCCGGGCUGACCACGUCCGUCAUUGGCUACCCUCGAUUUAUUACAUAUUUUGGCUUCGAUGCCACGCUCAUCGGUGUCCUCGGGUCGGUCUACUACUCAGGCCUCUUCCUGGGGGGCCUGUCCAUGCUCUACAUCCCCAACAAGAUCGGGAGAUUGCGCACGAUUAUACUGGCCAGCAUUGUGGCUCUAGCCGGAAAUUCCAUGCAAGCAGGCGCACAAAGUCUUGUUGUCUUGUUGGUUGGACGCGGAAUCGGUGGUUGGGCCGGAGGCCUUGUCUAUGCCGUCUGUCCGACAUAUGCGGCCGAGAUUGCUCCACCACACGUUCGAGGACGGGUUGGUGGCUUAUAUGCUAUCAAUAUCUCCCUGGCGUAUGCCAUUACGGAGUGGAUGGGUCUUGGGCUCUCCUACAUCGAAAGCGACACAGCCUGGCGUCUGUUCUUCGGGCUUCAGGUCCUCCCACCCAUCAUCAUGCUUAUCGGAGCCAUCUGGAUGCCCGAGAGUCCGCGCUGGCUGAUCAUGAAGGGCCGCCACGAAGAAGCGCUGGUAAUUCUUCGCCGCAUGCACCAGACUUCGGACGACGACACCUUCUUCAUGGGCGAAUUCAAUCAGAUCCGAGCCCAGCUCCAGCUCGAGGAGGACCAACGGGUCAACCUCUGGACAGUCCUGAAGCGGCCAUCCUACCGCAAACGGCUUUACAUCGCCUUCAUCUUGGUGACUGGGCAGCAGUUGACCGGCGUCAUCCCGCUCCAGAACUACCAGGUCAUCGUCUACGGUAGCCUGGGCGUUGCGGGCAAGCUGCCGCUUGUCCUCGUCGGCAUCUGGGGCACCGUCGGCGUGUUGUGCAACAUCCCGGGCGCGUGGUUUUUCGACCGAUGGGGCCGGCGCAGAAUGAUGCUGAUCUCCCUGGCCAUCAUCAUCCCGGCUUCCCUGCUUCUGUGCGCCUUCUGGGCCACGUUUCAGAACACAGACAACCAGAACAAGACGUACGGCAUCUUGGCGGUCGUGGCCAUGUUCCUCUUCCUUGUGGGCUACGCCGUCAUCUUCAACAGCUUUGUGUUUACCUACCUUCCGGAGAUCCUGCCGACGCCGGUCCGCGCAGCCCUGGGAGGCACAGUCACCGCCUGGGCAAGUGCGUUCGUCAUCCUGCUCGUCCAGGUCACGCCCAUUGCCAUAGAGCACAUCAGCUGGAAGUACUUUAUGAUCUUCGUCAUCUGUACCGCUCUGUACACCGUGGUCUUUUACUUCUAUUUCCCGGAGACUGCCAACAAGACGCUCGAAGAGGUCGAGGAGAUUUUCGGGGAUGAGGUCGCCAUUCAUAUUGAAGAUGCCGAGCGGCAGGCUGAGUUGGAUCCGGUCGCGUACUUGAAAGAGCACGAGAAGCACACCGCAAUCGAGCAGAUUGAGGGAGUCUCCUGA
Messenger RNA from Fonsecaea multimorphosa CBS 102226, 1482 nucleotides. RefSeq lists its product as uncharacterized. NCBI's taxonomy places the organism in Eukaryota, Fungi, Ascomycota, Eurotiomycetes, Chaetothyriales, Herpotrichiellaceae. The record is from RefSeq and is a predicted model, not a curated record. Gene Ontology annotation, cellular component: membrane. Gene Ontology annotation, molecular function: carbohydrate:proton symporter activity. Bases 1 to 1482 code for a protein of 493 amino acids. The transcript has 6 exons. Gene Ontology annotation, biological process: carbohydrate transport; transmembrane transport.